AUGCUUUUCCAUGAGUUUGCAAAUAUAUUAAAUUUCUCUUUCGUCAACGACCGUAUACUCUCCAUCUCCGGACAGGGCUGUGGUUGCUCAUGCGGGUCCGGCCGCUCUGGCAGUUACAGCAGCUCGGGCUCUAUUGGCUCCAGCUCCGUCAGCGCCAACUCCAUCACCAUCCAGAAUAGCGGCGGCGACCUCCUCGUCACCAGCGUCGGCCCCAUUUCCCCCUCCGGCAUCGCCGUCUCCUCCGAGCUCAGCCUGAACGGAGACUUGGACGUUAACGGACAACUGCCGUUCCUGAGCGCCGUGCAGUUCUCUGGCGAAUACGACACCAGCGGCUCGGCGUGCGUGGACUACAGCUGCGGCACCUGCGGGAACGUGGCCAUCACCAGCGUGCAGGGCGGCUCCAGCUCCGGCUGCGGCUGCGGCUGCGGUCGCUAAGAACACUAUUAGUCGACGACUUGAUAACUUCAAGCU
This is a messenger RNA of Cydia fagiglandana, 471 nucleotides long. RefSeq names its product chorion class high-cysteine HCB protein 12-like. Gene Ontology annotation, biological process: chorion-containing eggshell formation; multicellular organism development. The transcript has 2 exons. The record is from RefSeq and is a predicted model, not a curated record. NCBI's taxonomy places the organism in Eukaryota, Metazoa, Arthropoda, Insecta, Lepidoptera, Tortricidae. The coding region runs from base 1 to 435 and encodes 144 amino acids. Gene Ontology annotation, cellular component: egg chorion. Gene Ontology annotation, molecular function: structural constituent of egg chorion.